AUGACCGACCCUUCCUCCGCCGUGCCCAUCGAGCGACCGCGACGGCGACUGUUCAUGGAUAUUGGCGGCGUCAACCUGUUGAGCCAUUUUGCCACCUCAUACACGCGUGCUCAAGGAUACCUCGGCCUGGAAGCGUUGGAAGAAGACGGCAUCUCGCCCACACAAGAAAUUCCCGCCGACAUCGCCCUGCACUCAGCUGGUCGUCGUCAGCAGCAUGGCGGCCAUAAUCAUAUAAAGACAUUUUCAUUCCCCGAAGCCGACCGCCAACGCGCCGCCCUCCUCAUGCGCCCUGCUUCGGAGACAUCUCCAUUAUUGGAGUCAGCAUUUCCCCAAGGCGACCACCACGAUGACGACAGUGAUACCGCUCUGGUAAGAACCCUGUACAGCAUGGCAUUGCCCCUGGGGAAUCUGACAGCUCCGCAAACGGUGUUCAACAGUGUCAAUACCUUGAUUGGCAUUGGCAUGCUCUCGCUCCCGUUUGCUCUUCACCUUGCCGGGUGGAUCCCUGGUAUGGUAUUGUUGACGCUGCUGGCAGUGAUCACUUGCAUCACCGCAAUUGUGCUUGGGGGUAUCAUUCGCCGCAUGCCUCAUCUCAAAACUUACGGCGAUAUCGCUCAAGCCUACGGCGGUCCCUACUUUGCAUUAGCAGUGACAUUUUUAUUUUCAUUGGAUCUUUUGGGAGCUUCUUUGAGUCUCGUGAUCUUAUUCGCCGACUCUUUUACUACAGUGCUUCCCUGGUGGCCAGCGCCAGUGUACAAAGCGAUCAUCGCCUCGAUUGUAUUUUUGCUUUCGUUUGUGCCACUCAACAUCUUGCUGUUGACGUCAUUUAUGGGUAUCGUAUGUACAGUACUGGUCAUCGUGCUCAUUGUCAGUUGUGGCCUCAUGCUCGAUACCCCACCCGGGUCUCUUCUCCAGCACGCAAAAAUCAAUGCCUGGCCAGUAGACUGGCCGCUGUUCUGUUUGCUGUUGGGGCUUUUCCUCAGCGUAUGGGGCGGACACCCCGUGUUCCCUGAGUUAUACCGCGAUAUGCGUCACCCAUCCAAAUUUUCCAAAACCUGUCGUCAAUCGUUUGUUGUCACUUACUCCGUUGACGCCGGCAUUGCCGUUGUUGGGUUUCUCAUGUACGGUAUAAACUGUGAGGAUCUGAUUAUCAAGAACAUCAUGGGGAACUCGCGUUAUCCAAACUGGGUUAACCCAUUGCUUUGCGUGUUCAUGGGUAUCCUUCCCGUAUCCAAGCUCCCGUUAGUCACGCGCCCUUUGAUCACCGUGUACGAGAGCUACUUUGGGCUUAACCGGUUAGACGCCGUGAAGGGUAAUGGACGUCACUACAGCUUGGGACGAGUUCUUGCCCGUUUGGCGUUUUGUGGACUUUUAUUUACGUUGAGUAUCGUGUUUACGUCAUUCGGACAGGUGGUGUCAUUUCUCGGUUCGGCUAUCUGCUUUACUAUUUGCGUGCUGUUGCCAUGCUUGUUUUACGUGUAUUUUGACCAGCCACCGAUGAAGAUGCGGAUACUCGCCUAUGCAGUGUCGUUAUUAGGGUUUGUGGGAGCCAUAGUGGGCACCUGGGCGCUGGUGACCAUGCCCACAUAA
Messenger RNA from Diutina rugosa, 1590 nucleotides. RefSeq names its product Avt1p (gene AVT1). The coding region runs from base 1 to 1590 and encodes 529 amino acids. The record is from RefSeq and is a predicted model, not a curated record. Gene Ontology annotation, molecular function: amino acid transmembrane transporter activity. NCBI's taxonomy places the organism in Eukaryota, Fungi, Ascomycota, Pichiomycetes, Serinales, Debaryomycetaceae. Gene Ontology annotation, cellular component: vacuolar membrane. Gene Ontology annotation, biological process: amino acid transmembrane transport. The transcript has a single exon.